Molecule: messenger RNA, 1759 nt
Organism: Schistosoma intercalatum
Lineage: Eukaryota; Metazoa; Platyhelminthes; Trematoda; Strigeidida; Schistosomatidae
Source: the annotation of a GenBank genome assembly
GCGCGCGUUGUGAAGUAGUAGGGUCUAACUUCUCAUUGACCGAAUACAGUGAAGACUAUAGUUCGUAAAAUUCUACCUAGUUGAUCAAUACAGAUGGAUCUGAUUUGUGAUGUACUACGCAUAAAAUUAAGAGGAAAUCAACAUCGCCUUCUGUAUUUUGAUAAAGAGUUGAAAUAUUUACAGGACCUUAUCACAUCCACAGUUUCAAAAGGUGAAAGUAGCUCUAUAUUGAUAAUUGGUAGAAGAGGUGUUGGUAAACAUCAUCUAAUCAAAGAAGCAAUAAAGAAAGCAAAAGAAAACUCAAAUAUUGGCUCUGGAAUUUCUGAAGUUUACUUAAACGGUUAGUAUUAUUUGUGAUUAUGACUAGUGAUUUCGCUUAACGUAGGUUUAAUUCAUACAGACGAUCGUUCUGCUAUGAAAUCACUAGCUAAACAACUACAUAAUGAAGCCCUAUUAAAUAAUCUAGUCCAAUCAGACUUUAAUCCAACUUCUGAUUCUCACAACAGUAUGAAAAAUUUGCCUUUUUCUCAACAGCUCAAUUUAUUCUUAAAUGAGGUCCGUCAAAAUCAUGGAACUCGAAAAGCUGUUCUAAUUGUCCUGAGUGAAUUUGAUCUUUUUGCUUUACAUCAUAAUCAGUUGUUGUUGUACAAUUUAUUCGAUUGUUGUCAAUCUCCUGAAUCUCGUAUUUGUAUCAUUGGACUAACAUGCCGUUUAGAUGUUAUGGAAUUAUUAGAAAAACGAGUUAAAUCAAGAUUCUCACACCGUCAAAUUUAUCUUACAUCGCCUGGAGCACCGAUUGAGAAUACUGAUUCUUAUGCAUCUGACAACAACGACAGUAACAAUAAUUCACGAUCUGAACCAUUUAAACGAUUUUGUGAAAUUUGUAAACAUUUGCUAAGUGUUGAUAUUCAUGAUUUACCACCACAAUUAUCACCAUUAUUGUGUAAAUCCAACUCUAAAGAGUAUCAUGAAUUAGAGUUGUCAAUUAAAUCGUGGAAUCAUCAUAUUACAAAAUUAAUGGUUGAUGAAAUUGUAAUUGAUUCGUUAAGACAAGCAUGGUCUAUUUCAGUGAGCAUUAAACGUUUGGUCAAUUUGUUGAUUCCAAUAGUUGCUUCGCUUGGACCUGAACACGAUCGUAUUGAACCAGUGCAAUUUAUAGAAUCUUUAUGUACAUUACAACAAGAUUCAAAGCUCACUGCACUGAAGGGUUGUUCCGUAUUGGAGCUAUUUUUAAUUACUGCCAUGGUCAAACUUCAAGAUAUGAAUGAUGGAAAACCGGUUAACUUUGAGAGUUUGUAUUCUGAAUACUUAAAGUUUUGUCGUUCCAAUUGUCCUGGUCAUUUAUACGAUAAACCGGUUGUUAUGAAAGCAUUAGACAAUCUAAUUGACUUUGAACUGAUUAUAUCUGGUAAAGCUGCAAUCACUGCAUCCACUGGUCUAUCAACCGCUGGAUCCAACAAUAAGGCCAUUUGGAGUUCAUCAUCUACUUUACCAAAUUAUCGUCCAUUAUUUUGUUAUGUAGACAGUGAUUUUCUCACCGCUUGUUUAGAUACUUAUCCGAAUUGUCCAGUUGAAUUGCGAUAUUGGAUACAUUCAAGGACGUUUUGAUUAAUUUCUGUUAUUUUCCACGUCUUUUUUCCGAAAAAUAUUUACAUUACAUUAGAGUGUAAUGUUAUGCGCAAUUGUACAAAAUACAUUCAACAGUGUUUGUUUAUUUCUAUUCAAUUGUAAAUCUUCUGUGAAUAAAACCAUCAGAAAG